Messenger RNA from Scleropages formosus (Asian bonytongue), 1298 nucleotides. RefSeq names its product mRNA decay activator protein ZFP36L1. Gene Ontology annotation, molecular function: metal ion binding; mRNA binding. The coding region runs from base 132 to 1298 and encodes 388 amino acids. NCBI's taxonomy places the organism in Eukaryota, Metazoa, Chordata, Actinopteri, Osteoglossiformes, Osteoglossidae. The transcript has 2 exons. The record is from RefSeq and is a predicted model, not a curated record.
CAUACUGGUGCAGUGUUGUUCCCAAGAUAUUCUGCUGAUAUGAUAACUGGACAUGGUUUCACAGCUUGAAUCUAUUUAAUGAAACAGUUACAUCCACCUCAGUAUCUGGAUUAACUUUUUGAGGACUCAACAUGCCUUCCAAUCUUUUGACACCAUUCCUGGAGCUGGACGACGAGUUUUGCAGGAAUUUCCGCAGUCUGGAUGUGGCAGAUGGCGCAGUGGCGGCUGCGCAGACGCAGCGCGCAGUGGGGUUUCAGCGCAGACACUCACUGUGUCCCGUCACUCUGCCCAACUCCAAGUUCAACAGCGGCACUGCCGAGCCCGGCGACGAGUUCACGUGCUGCCCGCUACUGCAACACACGCAGCACACCUGGAGCAGGGAGCAGCAGCAGCAGCUGCCCAGGUCGUCACUCAGCCAGAUCCCCUUCCGGGUGGACCGCUCUGUCAGCAUGAUCGAGAGCAGCUAUGCCAGAAGCUCCCCCACCUGUGAGCAGGUGCAGCCCAUGUGCUCGAGUCUGCCCCCACCCGGUGUGAGUGUGAGCGCCAGUUCCCUGUCGUCCUCAAAGUCUCCCCUGUCCACGUCUCCCGUGUCCACUCGCUACAAGACCGAACUGUGCCGCACUUAUGAAGAAAGCGGCACGUGCAAAUAUGGUGGUAAGUGUCAGUUCGCCCACGGCACCGAGGAGCUGCGGGGUCUCAGCAGGCACCCAAAGUACAAAACGGAGCCCUGCCGCACAUUCCACACCAUCGGCUUCUGCCCCUAUGGUGCCCGCUGCCACUUCAUCCACAAUGCAGACGAGCAGCGCGUGGGUGCUGGCAGCACGCCCCCACCACGAGAACGCCCCAGGUUGCUGCGACAGAGCAUCAGCUUUGCGGGCUUUUCAUCCCAGCCACCAUCCGGACUCCACACGCUCCAGGAGCCACUGGCACUAUCCAGGGCCUCCUCGGGGUCCCCCGCCUUCUCCGGCGGCAGCCCCGGCCUUCUCUCCCCCGCGCUCUCAGACCUGGGAACUCUGUUUCCUAGCGACCUCGGGAGCGAGCAGCUGAGCGCUCGCUUUCACCCCAUGACAGAUUCAAAUGGGUACAGGAGCUGCGCCCUGAGGCACACCGAGAGGAGUGGUGGCCGCGGAACGAGCACCUCCUUGUCGGUCUCAGUACUGCGGAGAAGCGAAUCUGCCGAGUCACUGUCUGACCAGGACGGAUACACAAGCUCCAGCAGCCUCAGCAGUUGCGAGUCCCCAAGUUUUGAAGGAAGGCGUCUUCCCAUUUUUAGCCGUCUCUCUGUCUCAGACUGCUGA